Pistacia vera is the source of this 969-nucleotide messenger RNA. RefSeq lists its product as uncharacterized. Bases 1 to 969 code for a protein of 322 amino acids. The transcript is spliced from 2 exons. NCBI's taxonomy places the organism in Eukaryota, Viridiplantae, Streptophyta, Magnoliopsida, Sapindales, Anacardiaceae. The record is from RefSeq and is a predicted model, not a curated record.
AUGGAACCUACAAGUUAUUUAGAGGCUGCACAAUCAAAAUCCUGGAGGAGUGCCAUGAAGGAGGAGUUGGCCAUGAUUGAAAAAAACCAAACCUGGAAGCUGGUGGAUAGACCAGAAAACAGAAAAGUUAUCCGGACCGAAAACGCAUCCAUCAGGGCAGAAAAUCAGUCUCUUAAAGAGAAGGCUCCAAGGGCCUGGUACAGCAGGAUUAAUGACCACUUGCUGAAUUUGGAUUUUGUUAGGAGUCCAAAUGAAUACACCCUUUACAUUAGAGAAGCUGAAGAUGACUUGAUGAUUAUUUCUCUAUAUGUGGAUGAUCUUCUAGUUAUUGGAAGCAAUGAAACUCAAGUGGAUGAAUUCAAGAAAUCCAUGCAAAGUGAGUUUGAAAUGACUGAUUUGGGUGGAAUGUCUUACUUCCUUGGAAUGGAGAUUGAUCAACAUGUGGAUGGGAUCUUUGUGAACCUAAGAAGAUAUGCAAGUGAAGUUUUAAAGAAGUUCUGCAUGGAAAACUGCAAACCAGUAAAUCUGCCUUUAGUUCCAAAUUUAAAGCUGUCAAAGAAUGAGGAUGGUGAGAAAGUUGAUGAAGGUUUGUAUAGGAGUUUAAUAGGAUGUCUGUUGUAUUUGACAGCAACUAGGCCAGAUUUAAUGUAUGCAACCAGUCUACUAUCCAGAUUUAUGAGUAAUCCAACUGAAACACACUUCAAAAUAGCAAAAAGCGUACUGAGGUAUGUAACAGGAAGCACUGACUAUGGGGUAUGGUUCAAGAGAUCAGAGGACUUCAGUUUGAUUGGUUAUUCGGACAGUGAUUGGGCUGGUUCAACAGAUGAUAUGAGAAGCACUUCAGGUUUUGCAUUCUUCAUGAAUCAUGGUGCUAUCUGCUGGCUUUCUAGGAAGCAGGAAACCGUAGCUAUAUCCACAGCUGAAGUAGAGUACAUAUCAGCUACUGCAGCUGUGAAUCAAGCCAUCUAA